Messenger RNA from Neltuma alba, 5556 nucleotides. Its product is annotated as helicase protein MOM1-like. Gene Ontology annotation, biological process: heterochromatin formation. Lineage: Eukaryota; Viridiplantae; Streptophyta; Magnoliopsida; Fabales; Fabaceae. The record is from RefSeq and is a predicted model, not a curated record.
AUGGCACAUAGUACACGAUCUAGUAGCAAGUCUAAGGAUGAUGAAAAUAAUAAUGGAAGGCGCUCAUGCUCUUCUGCAUCGGAUGCAAAUGACCUCAAAUAUCUGCUAGAAAGAAAGACAGCAUUAAGGGCGUCUUCAAUUCCUCCAGGAACUCGGAAGUCCAAGCGUUUUACUAAAAAGGACAACACCAAACUAACACAAAGAGAAGGAAACUUGAGAGACUCCUUUUUUGUGGAGUAUUGGCUUCCUGUACAGAUAUCCCAAGUGCAGCUUGAACAAUAUUGUUCUACUUUAAUUUCAAAUGCUUCGGUUCUUCAGUCAUCAUCAAAAUAUGAUUGUGUUGGAGCCCUUCGGGACCUUCUUAUAUCAACUCGGAAGUGUUGUAAUCACCCUUAUGUUGUUGAUCCAUCUUUACAAACUCUGCUUACCGAAGGUCUACCAGCAGUUGACUACCUGGACAUUGGAAUAAAAGCUAGUGGCAAGCUGCAAGCUCUCGAUUCAAUGCUUAUGGAGUUGAAAAAGAAGGGUCUGAGGGUGCUCAUUCUUUUUCAGUCUAUAGGUGGUUCUGGGAAGGAUUCCAUGGGAGACAUUUUGGAUGAUUUCUUGCAUCAGAGAUUUGGUUCAGAUGCUUAUGAGCGGGUUGACAAAGGUGUCUUGCAUUCUAAGAAGCUAGCUGCCCUGAAUCUGUUCAACAAUAUCGACAGUGGAAGAUUCAUUUUUUUAUUGGAAGCAUAUGCUUGCGUUCCUAGCAUUAAAUUGUCAUCAGUUGAUAUCAUUAUUAUAUUUAAUAGUGAUUGGAAUCCAAUGAAUGAUAUAAAAUCGCUUCAGAGGAUAACACUUGAUUCACAGUCUGAACAAAUAAAAAUAUUUCGUUUGUAUGCAUGUUUCACUGUUGAAGAAAAAGCCCUAGUUCUUGCUAAGCAAGGUAAGACACUUGAUAGCAAUUUGCAGAACAUAAGCUGGAGCAUCAGUCAUACGCUGUUGAUGUGGGGUUCAUCUUGUCUAUUUGAUAAAUUGAGACUUAUUCAUUAUCGCAAAAGUUCUAGUUCAUGUGCCAAUUAUUCAUUUGAAGACUCCGGACAACUUUCCAAAGAAGCAUUCCGUGAGUUCUCAUCCAUACUUUUGGAAGACAGUGGACAUAAUGAUCCAGGCAACAGUUCAAUUAUAUUGAAAGUCCAGCUAAAUGAAGGAAAAUACUGUACUAAUUUUGCUCUGCUUGGUGAGAAAAAACUUGGAUCUCCGGAUGAGGGAUUACCCCAUGUGUUUUGGACUGAACUUUUAAAGGGAAAAGUUCCUCAAUGGAAACACUCAUGUGGUUCAUCUCAACGGAGUCGUCAAAGGGCUCAUCAUGUUGGUGGUUCAGUAAAUACUCCCAACUUUGAGAGUGAAGAAAUAAUAAGGAAGCGCAGGAAAGUGAUAGAUGGUGUUGUUUAUGAGCCCCCUUCAAAUUUUCAAGGUGAGAAGUCAUCCAAUGGAAACGAGGAAGGUGAUAAAGCUACAUAUCAGAAAAGAAGGAAAUUGUGUGAUGAGCAGAAGAGCUUACAUAUCUUACUGGUGCCAGAGAUAGCAAAGCUUUGCGAAAUUCUUCUUCUUCCUGAUAAUGUCAAGACUGUGGUGCAUAAUUUUCUUGAAUAUAUUAUGAACAAUCACCACAUUAGCAGGGAAUCCGAGUCAAUCUUGCAGGCUUUUCAAAUAUCUCUGUGUUGGACUGCAGCUUCUUUGCUAAAGCACAAGAUUAACCACAGAGAUUCCCUAAUUCUUGCGAGAGAGCAUUUAAAAUUUGACUGUAGAAAGCAAGAGGCUGAUUAUAUGUAUUCGAUGUUGCGAUGUCUAAAGAUAUUUUUAUAUCGCGCUGGAAAUUCCAAUGGGGUUGGCUUUUCUAGACCUUGUGAAUCACCAAGCAAGGUUUAUUCCUGUACAGGAGUGGCACCAGGGGUUGAAUUGGCUAUGAAAGAUGUUACCAAAAGCAUUGAAGAAAUUCAGAAGAAGUUCCAAAAGAAGCUGAGGAAGCUCCCUAAGCAAGAUGAAGAAAAGAAUAAGCUGAAUCAAGUCAAUGAGGAGAAAAAGGCUGUUUUUAGGGAAAAAUACAAAAUAGAAUUGGCUGUUAUUCGUUGUUGUUUUUCUAAUGAUGCAAUGAGGUCAGAAAAAAUUAAGAUUUUGGAUAAAGAAUUUGCUAAAAGAAUUGAAGAUUUGGCAUGCCAGCAUGGAAUACUUCUCAAGGAUCUUGAAGCUGUACAACUGGAAGCAAGGCAGAAAUUCCAACGUUGGGAGGCCACUUGGAUAGAAGAAGUGAAGUAUUGGGCCCAAGAUGAACUGAAAAUAUGUCUUUCAAAGGAAUUUGGGUCUGGGUUGAAUCACUCCAAGACCAUUGACCAAGCUCAGCCUCAUGAUGGUUCAAAGAAUGUUGGCACUGCGCCUGAUUAUGUUGAUGAAGGUUCCAUUGCAGCUUCAUAUGGAGGAUCAAUAUCUAGAAAUGAUGGUCAUAAUAAAGCUGAAAGUUUAUCUGAAAGUCAAGGGAAUAUUAUAUCCAUGCUUUCUGAUUCCAAGGAACAUGAUUCUAAUAGAGCCACUGAUGGGGCAUAUGAAAGUGAUAGCCAAAAUAAUUCUAGUUGUUCUUGUAUAGAUGAUAUAGUCAAUUCAGUUCUACCUUCAUCUGAAGGAAAGGUAUGUGAUGGGAAAACAUUGGACGCUUCCAUCCAAGAGGCGGCUGUCGAAGUGCAUAAUUCUGACAGGUUAAAUGAUGGCUGGGAUGAGGUUCCUUCUACUAGGGAGGGGGGCUUUUGUCAGACUGUAUUGCUUAAUCCUGAUAGUGGUUUUUCAUUAGGAAGCAAGGUCAGUGUUUCUAGUAAUGGUAUGGAUGUCUCCUUAAAUUCGCAAUUAUCUCCAGAUCUUAUUCCAAGUGCAACUGCUGUAUGCAUACCAAAUUUUGAUAAUGCUGUACAAAUCCAUGAGGCCAAUGAAAGCGGUGGUAUGGACGCCUCCUUAAAUUCACAAUUACCUCCAGAUCCUGCCCCAAAUGAAACUGCUGUAUGCUUGCCAAAUUGUGAUGAUGCUGUACCGAUCCACGAUGCCAAUGAGAGUAGUGGUUUAGAUAGACUUGCCACCUUCAGUUCGCCCUUUUCUGAAGAUAGAACAGCUGAAGAUGGAGAAUUAUUACUAAGGCCAUUUGGAACUGCUGGCCCAAGCCAUGGUUCUGAUAUUAUUUAUGACACUAAUUCACUCUCGCCAGAGCAACAACCUCUUGGAGAAAUCCCAACUGAAGUGUUAGAAAAUAGUCAUGGAGAGAAUGAAUGUUGUAAUGACAAAGAGAACCAGACAGAUGUUAUAAUGUUGGAUAACAUUGCUUCAUUAGAUCAACAGGAAGGAAUUUCUAGAACCAUCAAUGAAGACUCGGUGUCGCAGGAAAUUCCAGUAUCAUGCUCACAGUCAGAGCAGCCUUUAGUGAUCUCAUCCCCUGUGCCUGCUGUGAAUGAGGUGCCACAGGAUUUUCGUACCUCUUUAUUUGCAUCCAAUAAAAUUGCUGAUGAAGAUGUAAGAGUUGGAGAAGUGCAUUACUCUUCUCAGCAAGCAGAGCGAUCAUCUGGUCUAGUUGAUGAUGUAGCGAUUCAAUCUAAUCCUGAGUCACUAGCUAUGGAGACUACAGUGCAAGUGCAGCUGUCAUCUGCAAAGUUCCCUUUUAGCAGUCAGGAUGCUACUGAAAAAAUGCUAAAUGCUUCCCAACAAGCUGAGUCGGUGUCUACUCCUUUUAGUACUGUCCCGGUCACUCUAACUAACCCUGAUUUACUGCUCGUGAAUUCUCCAGAACAAGUACAGAUAUUACAUUCUGCAGAGUUUCCCUUGUCCAACCAAGAUCUAGCUGAAGAAGUGGAGAAAUUUUCCCAAGAAGUUGAGCCGCUAUCUAAUCCUGUCAGUCUUGUACUGCCUAAUCAAUCAAAUAGUGAAUCACUAGUCAUGGAGCCUCUGAUGCAAGAGCAGCAUUUACCAACUUCAGAGUUCCCUUCUUCCAACCACGACAUAGUUGAAGAAAUGCAUAAUCCUUCCCAACAAGACAGGCAAGUAAUGGCCAAUCAAGAUCUGGUGAAGGGAUUACCGUCUGCAGAGCACCCUUCUUCCAAUGAAAAUACUGCUGAAGAAUUACAGAGCUCUUCUCAACAAAUUGGAUCCGUAUGUUGUCCAAUUGAUUAUACGCCACAUGCUCGAGCUAAUGGUGAGAUACGGGUGAUGGGGCCUCUGGAGCAUGCACAGCAAUUAUUGUCCGUAAGGUUGCCUUCUUCCAACUUGCAUCGAGCUAUUUUACCUUUGGCCCCUACAGCUGAGGACCAACGAAUCAAUGAAAUUACUGUCUCCAGCCACGUUCCUCAGGCAAUAGAUGAGGUUCCUAAUCAGGUUGUUAUGCAACUUGAUUCAAUGACGCCUACUGGAGGCAGAACACAUUUCUCAAACACAAUAAAUAGGUCCACUCCUGGGAUGAGCAGUCAACCUAUUCAAACUGCAACCCGAUCUGCUUCUAGGAUUCCUCCACCAUUGUACGUUGAUCCGCUUGAAAUUGAAAUGGAGAAAAUACGUAAAGAAACAUAUCAAGCUGUGGGAGACCAUGAAAAAGUGAAAUUGCAGUUGAAAUCUGAUCGUGAAAAGGAAAUGAAAGAAAUUGUUAGGAAGUAUAAUAUGAAACUUCAGGAGAUGGAGGUUGAAUAUCAGCAAAAGAAGAAGAGCUUGAAUGCAAAUAUGAAAAAAACUCUUGCCGAGAUGAAAUUAGCAGAGGUUAUCCGGUCAAAAUGUUGGGGCCCUAAAUUAAUAGGUGCAACGGGAAUGCCAAUAGAUGCAAAUUUCGCUCAACAGUUUGUUCAAUUUCAUGGAGAACAGAGUGCUGUCAGGCCCUCCCUAGUUGGUUCAUCUUCAUGUAUGCGUCCUGCAACCACUCUGCAAAGUAGCUUUGCCAUGGUUAGAUCUCAGCUUGUGGCGACUCCUAUUCAGUCUUCAUAUGGAACGACAGGAAAUUUCUCCAAUGUUUCUGCAAGAACACCUCAGGUUGUUGGUAAUAUGCAUACCUUUGCACCAUGUCCCCAGCUGUAUGGAUCAUUAACUUCUAUGCCCACCACGAGUCAUGUCAGUCACCCCACCCCUCUAAGUGGGACGUCCAGUCGCCUAGUUCCCAGUACCAUCCCUGCAACGCCUUUCUCACUCCCUUACAUUUUACCCCAACCGACACCACCACCCUAUCAGUUACAGUCAUCACCACGGUAUAGAACAUAUGUAACUUGCUUGUCAUUGGUACUUUCGAGUUUCGAUUCUAGACAUUUGAUAUUUGGGCUUAAUGUUUGUGACCUGUCUGAAGCAACUGUUUCGGAAGGAAUAUCAUCUCCUGCUGCGGCACUGGAAAGUUUUCAAGGUGGGAAGGGGGGUGCCAAUCUCGACUCAAGCUGCCGGUCCUCCUCCAGUCCUCCCCAUUUGGCCAUUUGUGACCAAAUCGCUGAGAUCUCUUCCCCCUCCUCCAAGUCCCAGAUUCGUGCCGUGAACCCCAACAAAAUCGGAUCUAUGGCGUCGCCUCAUCACUGA